GGCGGGGCAGUGUCUCCCUCACGUGAUCCUAACGGCGCCGAGUGCGUCGCACUGCGCCCCCGCCCCGGGGUCGAUCACGGUCUGCGCCUGCGCGGGCCCCGGUUCGCACGCAGUCCUCCGGGACGCCGGCGGCGAUGGGAAAUCCAUUUAUCAAAAUUGACUCCAGAAGAGAGAACAUAAUAGAACAAAAACAAUGGAAGAAAUUGGGAACAUUAUCAAAAAGCUAUCAUCCUGCCAAACUCCAGGCUCAGAUGGUAUUACAGGUUAAAAAAGGUCCUUCAUGAAAAAGAAAGAUCUUAAGCAACAUGAUGGAUUCAGAAGCUCAUGAAAAGAGACCACCAAUUCUAACAUCUUCAAAACAAGAUAUGUCACCUCAUAUUACAAACGUUGGUGAAAUGAAGCAUUACUUGUGUGGCUGCUGUGCAGCCUUCAACAACGUCGCAAUCACAUUUCCCAUUCAGAAGGUCCUCUUUCGACAGCAGCUGUAUGGCAUCAAAACCCGGGAUGCAAUACUUCAGUUGAGAAGGGAUGGGUUUCGAAACUUGUAUCGUGGAAUCCUUCCCCCAUUGAUGCAGAAGACAACUACGCUCGCACUUAUGUUUGGUCUGUAUGAGGAUUUAUCCUGCCUUCUCCACAAGCAUGUCAGUGCUCCAGAGUUUGCAACUCGCAGCGUGGCAGCAGUGCUUGCAGGGACAACAGAAGCAAUUUUCACUCCACUGGAAAGAGUUCAGACAUUGCUUCAAGACCACAAGCAUCAUGACAAAUUUACCAACACUUACCAGGCAUUCAAGGCACUGAAGUGUCAUGGAAUUGGAGAGUAUUAUCGAGGCUUGGUGCCCAUUCUUUUCCGUAAUGGACUCAGCAAUGUCUUUUUUUUCGGCCUCCGAGGUCCCAUUAAGGAACAUCUGCCUACCGCAACGACUCACAGUGCUCAUUUGGUCAAUGAUUUUAUCUGUGGAGGUCUGUUGGGUGCCAUGUUGGGAUUCUUGUUUUUUCCAAUUAAUGUUGUAAAAACUCGCAUACAGUCUCAGAUUGGUGGGGAAUUUCAGUCUUUCCCCAAAGUUUUCCAAAAAAUCUGGCUGGAACGAGACAGAAAACUGAUAAAUCUUUUCAGAGGUGCCCAUCUGAAUUAUCAUCGGUCCCUUAUCUCUUGGGGCAUAAUCAAUGCAACUUAUGAGUUCUUGUUAAAGGUUAUAUGAAAACACCACCAGUUAAGUGCCAUUUUUCAACUGAACAGAACUUCUAAGAAGAAUGUAGUUUGGCCUCUUUCUUAAUUGGCCAAAUACAAGUUGGUGUCAUAACUCCAGGCCACAGUGAAUUAUGGGCAAAGCUGUUUUCCUUAAGCAUCAACAAAACAGAAUGAAAGGUUCCAAUAGGAAAAUAUGGGGAGUUUUGUUUGUUGGUUUUGUUUUUUAUCAUUACCUAAGAGCUUUAGGCUAAUUGCCUGGUAAAUAGCUGUCCAUCUGAUGGCCUUUGACAGGGAACCUAAUCCCCAAGAUAGGAUUCUGUUCUUCAAAUCAGUCUUGAAAUCUUCUGCAUUGAAACAUAAGUGUUUGUAACCGGCCAGAGAGAAGGUCCUCAGGGGCCAGGGGCUUUUCAGGCUUACUUUUUUACUCCAUUACUUGCUUCUCUGCCCUCAGGAGCAGCUGUAGAGGGUAGUCUUCAUUAAGCUCAAGCAUAUAACAAAGGAGCAGAACAGAGCAGAAAAGCAGCUUAUUAGGUAUAUAGGCUUUUCAUGGUAAAUUGCUUGUAUUCAUUUUGAAACUAAGCAUCUAUUGGAUAGUCAUUAUACUAUUUCUAUUUAGAUAGGGUAGAUCAAGGAACUAUGAAAGUUUGCAUUUUGCUUUCCAGUUUAAAAGUUUUCUGUUUGAUUUUGACUGUGACCUUCAACCCUUCCAAAAUAUCCUUAUGUUAAUUUCACUUAUUUCAUUGCCAAAAGAUGAAGGGACUUAAAUUUUGUUAUAAGUGUUCCAUCCUGUUAAGUUUUCAUAUUAAUUGUGUAUAGAUAAAAUUCCGUUUAGCUUUGUUUCUUUAAAUUAUUGGUGCCAUCUCAGCAAAGGUCUGUGGUUAUUUUUCCCCUUGAGUAGGAGCUGGUCAUAUUCAAGCGUCCUGUUCUCUUAAAACUCUCCUUUUAAAAAAUAAACGCUUCCAUAACAUUUUGUUUUGGAUGUCUGUCAAUGCAAUCCCACUUUUCCCCCCUAGUUUCUAAAUGUUACAGAGUGGGGAAAAGGCUCAGGAUCAUUUUCAUCCCACAGUGUUGGCUGUCUUUUAUUUUAUUCUUGGAAAUAGAGACUUUAUCAGGGUUUUGAGGUUUUGGGAACCCAGUUUUACCAUUGUGUCAGUAAAAGAUAGUUUGAGAGCAUAUGAUCUAAAUAAACAGGUUUGAAGGGUUAAUUUGAAUUUUAAAAGUAGGUAAUAGCCAAAUAACAUUCUUAUCCCUUAACAGAGGAAAACUUCUUUGACAAAGGAAUUGGAAAAUGUGAAAAUAUUUUCCAGAUAAAGCAAAAUGAUUCAUAUGCCACUUAAAACUGACUAAUGAAAUAUAAAAGACAGACUGAAAAAGUGGAUUAUGAAUUCUAAAACCCUUUCUGUAAAUAUGUAGUUAAAGAUUGAUUUUCAGCAUCUGACAUGAUGGUAGGUUUCAUGUUAACCAGUUUUUCUUCUUUCUGGGUGAUUGCAUGUGAGUAUGUGCACCUACUGACCAAAAUAAAAUCAGGGCCUCAACUUGGUAGUUUACUGAAAGUUUCUGGGCAAAUAGUUCAUAAAAGCUGUUUACCUCUAAAUGCAGUGUGGCUGGUGAAAAGCAGUGAACAUCCUUCUUCCAGCUGUAAAGGAUGAAGCAUGUUAAGUGUUAGCCAGGCAGCAAUGAAGCUAAGUAGCCAUACGGCACCUCUGUCUGACAGUGUUGUGCUGGAUGUUGCAGUUUACUUUAAGGUGCAGAUGUAAGCAUUUAAAAAUAACAAUAAUUUGGCACCAAAUAAAUAUGAGUAACGUCCUUUGGCCUAUUAGAGUCAGGAUUUCAAGGGAGUUGAGUUUGAAAAAUGAAUGAAUAAAGGUGCUUUGGUGCCUGACUCCCUUAUUCCUGUAUGUGACUCUUUGCACCACAGGUGUGUCCAGCAACUCAGCACAGGGCAGGUCGGUUAGCCUGGGGUUCUAACUUGGCCCUGGGAAUAGACACCGUUGGGCCUUUGGUUUUGUUGGGCUUCCUUGUGUCUUUACACUCCAUACAGAUGGUAGAAAUCUAAGUUCUAAAGCACUUUUGUGAAAUACAAGCUAAGUGAGAAAUCUAAGGAAAAUGCUUUGGUUAGUGCUGUCUCAAAUAAGUGGCAUUUAAAAACAAUUACUAAUAAAUAUUUUUAAUGGUUUUAACUCGGUAUUUUUUUUUAAUUUCUUUGUCACUCUUUGCAGCUUUUGAAGACCAAACUGCAAAUACAUUACUAGGGAUGGUUUUGUGUUGUCCUAUAGAUUUCUUAAAUUUGACAAAAAAAUUCAACACCUUGUAACCGACAGCUUUGUCUGAAUUUGAAGUCAAAAUGUGUUGUUAAUAAGAGAUUCUAACUAUUGUUUUUACCUUCAGUGUGAACUAACGUAGUAAUUUUGAAAAGGCAGGCCAGGUGCGGUGGCUCAUGCCUGUAAUCCCAGCACUUUGGGAAGCUGAGGUGGGCGGAUCACUUGAGGUCAGGAGUUGGAGACCAACCUGGCCAAAAUGGCAAAACCCUGUACUAAAAAUACAAAAAAUUAGCCAGGCACAGUGGCACACGCCUGUGAUCCCAGCUACUCGGGAGGUUGAGGCAGGAGAAUUGCUUGAACCCAGGAGGUGGAGGUUGCAGUGAGCUGAGAUCAUGCCACUCCACUCCAGCCUGAGCUAUAGAUUGAGACUCCGUCUCAAAAAAAAUGUGAAAAGGCAAACAUGAUUGAAUAUCUGAAAAGCUUUAAAAGUGGCCUUUCUGUUACAUAUGUGGCACAAAUGGCUCAUGAGCGCAGGACCCUUAUGGUCUUGUGUCAUAUACUUCAUGUUUGAUGCCACCAGAAAUGUUUUGAAUUCUGUAUUUAACACACUUAGAGUGGUAUGAGCCCUCAGGACUGCACCACAGAGUAAACACAACCUUUAUAUGGUGGCGAAUAUGUGUGUCUUUCUUGUUUCAUUUGUGGUUGGGGACAAAAUCCAUGUUUUUGUCUAAAUAAUCGAUACUCAACAAGAUUGGCUGUAUAAUCACCGGCUAUAUUGUGAACUGUGCAAUAAAACAGAAUCGUGUGUGUAUAUAAUUACCUUCGGAUACCUGAAAUUCCUGAGCUCAGUUACAAUAUAAUACUCAAUAUAAGGCUGUGCAAACAACAUAUAAGGGAAUAAUGGUGGUUGACGGGAUCUAGAGGGCUUUGAGUGAAGCCAGUCAGGUUGAAGUAACACUGGUUUAGGGUAGAUGAAGUCGAGUGAGGGGUAUGCAAUCAUGAAAUGAAGGGUGGACAGGAGAUGACAAUUGAAGGAAGGGUAACUUCGUUUCUUUUAAAUUAAAAUAUUUCUUAUGUGCAAAUGCAUAUCAAAGACUUGAACCGGCAUUCUCUUGAAAUCGGGGAAUUUUUAGUUUUUAAUGCUGUCUUUGUUUGUGUAUUGCCUAAUGGCUCCCAAAUGGUGUGGGAGUCUCUAAAUGUUCCUCUGAAACAUUCAUUAUUAAAUGUUGUUAAGCGCACAAUGCUA
This is a messenger RNA of Cebus imitator (Panamanian white-faced capuchin), 4696 nucleotides long. RefSeq names its product solute carrier family 25 member 51 (gene SLC25A51). Bases 306 to 1199 code for a protein of 297 amino acids. The transcript has 3 exons. Lineage: Eukaryota; Metazoa; Chordata; Mammalia; Primates; Cebidae. The record is from RefSeq and is a predicted model, not a curated record.